GUCCGCAGAGCGUAUGCAAAUUAGGCUUAAUGCGGUUCGAGGCGCAGAAUCCCGUUCCGCACGUACGUGCUCUCGUGGAUUCUCGUUUUGCGAGAUUUUGGCUGACGCGGGAGUAUAGCUGUAUACAAAUUACGUGUACAACUCGUACUCGCUCAAGAUGUCGUCAUGGUGUGGUUUUCCAAGCCAUUGAGGCAGGUGACAAUUUUAGGCGAUUCGAUUAUAAGGAACAUUUCAGAAGGCUUCUCUUCAGAUUUUGAUGUGAACGUUCACUGUCUGCCGGGUACAACAUAUCAACGUUUAAGAACUUAUAUUAAUAGCAACACUGACAGUUUUUUCAAGGAUACACCAAUAGUUUUAGUCCACGUUGGGACAAAUAACCUUCAAGGAGGAGUGUGGGAGAAAGACAGGUGGCAAUUUUUGAACUUAAUUUUUACAUUAAAAGAGAAGUUUCGCUGUGCAGACAUUUUCGUUUCUUUGAUUCUACCUCGCUGGGACUGUGAUUUGCUGUAUGAACAAAGUAAAUAUUAUAAUACAAAAAUAAUAGAAUUAUCCAUAAUACAUAAUUUCAAAAUAUUUGAUAGUGUGAAAGACUUUAAUAGAACAGAUGCUUAUUAUACAUUAGAUGGACUACAUCUGAACAUCGUUGGGAAAGCUUUCUUAGCGCAAAAUGUUGAAAUUUAUUUAAAUGAUGUAUAUACGCCGAAACUUUCUUUGUUGUCACCAUGGAUCCCCCUUGAGCUAAAAAUACUUCACACUCCAAAAAAGAAAAAGCAGCAGCCAUUGCCAUGGACUGAAACCAACUUGGAUCUCGUGGCAUACAAGAAGAGGGAGAAAUAUGGGACACACAGAUAUAAGGGCAGAAGGAAACACAGAAUUCCACGGAAGCGGAAUCAGAAGUAUACAGCACCUGUUGGCUUUCAACUCCCCGUAAACCCGUAUCGGCCCCCUCCACCACCACAGCUUCCACCCAACAGAUAUGUACCCAGCAAACUACCAGCAACAAUACCAUAUAUCAACGUUACAACAUCUAUCCGACAUGCCCCUAUCACACCGUCUACCCCCAUCCCGGCACCACCAAGCCCAUAUUUGCAAAGAAAAAAGUGCGGACAGCGAAAGAGGAGGAGGCAGCAAAGGGAAAAGGCAAAACGUAGGAAGAAAAAAAAAAAGAGAUCACCGGAACUACCCAUAGGGCUUAGGCUGCAUAAUCAGCAAUGGACAUCGCUUCACGCAGGUCCGUCAUUUCUUCCCUGUGAUGAUGAUCCUCCAGAGAUGCCACAUCCAGAGCCUUCUUCUUCUAGAUCUCCAGCAAAGAUUGAUCCAUCACAGCAUCUCCAGAAGCCCCCUCCUGAGCCUCCUGAUACUCAGCAUCUCCAGGAGCCCCCUCCUGAGCCUCCUGAUACUCAGCAUCUCCAGGAGCCCCCUCCUGAGCCUCCUGAUACUCAGCAUCUCCAGGAGCCCCCUCCUGAGCCUCCUGAUACUCAGCAUCUCCAAGAGCCCCCUCCUGAGCCUCCUGAUACUCAGCAUCUCCAGGAGCCCCCUCCUGAGCCUCCUGAUACUCAGCAUCUCCAAGAGCCCCCUCCUGAGCCUCCUGAUACUCAGCAUCUCCAGGAGCCCCCUCCUGAGCCUCCUGAUACUCAGCAUCUCCAAGAGCCCCCUCCUGAGCCUCCUCAUACUCAGCAUCUCCAGGAGCCCCCUCCUGAGCCUCCUGAUCUGUUGCCUCCACAGCUUUUUCAACCCAACCCUGAGCCAACAGAUAUGCUGACUUCACAACAUGGACAAGGUAUAAUUUGUUUCCCCCAGGAUCCACCGCUUAAACCCCCUGACCCUUCAGACCUAUUUCAUUUAUCUGAAGAGUAUGUCAUUAGCACACAGGUAGUUCAAGAGCAGGGGUGAAACCAUGCGGAAAAGUUGUAUGUGGGCCCUGUGUCAUUUGCGGACAAGCUAUGACAAAUGUAAGAUUCACACAUUUAUCUGCAAUAAACGCUGAACCACUUAAAGAAAUUAUAAGAAGUAAAUCUCCACUUAUUAAAGAAACAGACUGCAUUUGUAAUGCUUGCAGGCUUAAGUUUUCAAAGAAAAUAAAGGAUUCAAGUUACACUCCUGAAAAAAAGAAAAUUCGUUUUACAUCUCCUUGUUUCCUGUCAAAUUACUUGCUAUGUUCAGAUAGUGGAACAGUUAAAACCUCAAUAAAUCUUCAUGAGUUUAAUGAAACAUUUUCUCUUGAAUGUAAUUCUAUCCCAGAAGUUAUUUCUGUAUGUAGAAAGCACAGGGCACAGGUGUCCAAUCACAAACAAAAUUGUUAUUGCUCUCUAUGUAAAUCAUUUAUCAGGGGAAAUGAAAAGAAGUACUCAUCCCAGAAACUUUCACAAUAUGCUAUAGGUAGACUGCAGCAAAUAUCCCCUGACUUUAUCAUAGAUGAUACCAUUCGUUAUAUAUGUUCUAAUUGUUAUCGUUAUUCAAUGAGAAAAAAAGAAACCAAGUUAACAUUAGACGAUUUAGAUACAAAACUAGUGAAAGAAGUUGAAAAGCUAACAGAGGUUGUAGAUUUAAAGACAGCUGGUAUCAAUGCUUUGACAUUAACACUUAAACAGCUUACAGAAUUAUGUAGGUCAGAAUGUGGAUUUUUGAUCACUGAUGCAUAUGACAUUUAUUUGAGUACAUUGCAAAAGGUUUGCAAUAAUGAAUUGCAAUUUCAACAAGCAAAGCGAUCUAAAACAUGGCUGAAAUGUAAAGUAAUGGAUUUCUUUGCAGAUGUUGUUUCAAUCAGCAAAUCCUCAUCCAAAAAGGGGGAUUUAAUUUAUGUUUCAAAUCUUACAAAAGAUGAAAUCAUCAAAGCAUGGAAUGAGUCAAAAUGUAUGAACAGAAGUAUGAAAAACAGUUAUGAAGGUUAUGAAAGUUUACCAUCAACAGAUGAUAAUGUUGAAACCCACAAUGUCAAAUGGGAUGAAUUUAUCUUCAAUAUAAAUCAUUUACUCAGAACUCAAGGAAAAGCAACGAGUGAAUUCUUUUCCCGAGAUCCAUCCUCUGUGCUGAAUUUUGAUUUUGAAAAUAUGAAAUCACAUUUGUACCCAAUUGUGUGGAAUAUAAUAUGUGCUUUAACUGCAAACAGGGAAGAACUAAGUUGUUUAAGAAGUUCAGUUGCAUCUUUUCACAAAGAUUUCCUUUGUUUUUCAGACAACUCUUCCCAUGGAAAUCUUAAGCGCAAUAAGCGCAUGGUUAUAGUCUUUUUACUCCAAUUUCUUUUGAAUGAUAGUAACUCAUAUCCUUUUCAUGUUAUUACAGCAAAUUGUAUAAAAGGCCUUUCUCACUCAUCUAGGUUAAUCAAUAUCAUGAAUAAACUUGGUUUUUGUUGUUCUGAAUCCACCUUGGAACGAUUUUUGCAGGGAUUGAAGGAUGUACGGCAAAUCUCUGGUCCACUUGCUGACCUUUCUCCUUCUUCAUUCACAAUUGUUUCAAUAGAUAACAUUGAUGUUUUGGCCCCAUAUGCAGCUGUUGCUGCAGAUAAAUCAAGGAGUUGGCAUGGCACUUCAAUCAUGGCACAACAGCCGAAACCUAAACAUGAAGAAGCUCUUGAUAAUAUUCCAUCUACCACCCGUACUGAUCUUCCUUCAAAACUUCCUAGUAUUCCUUCAGAAAAUGUUGUUCUAGAAAAAAGACCUAGUAUUCGGAAAAGGUUGCCUGUUUUCAGCGUAGAAUCCCAAGAAAUACCAUCUAAAUCAUAUUUCGAACCUCCGAAAUAUAAGACUUUUAUGAGAAAUCAAGUAAAGGAAGAACAAUUUUUAAUAUCUGAGAAAGAGCAAGAAUCUGUUGUAGACCUCAAUACCAGUUUAUUUAGUUAUGUUUGUGAAAGAUUUGUUUUCCUUGAUGAUCCGAGCAAUGUCAGUCUGCCAGGCAUGAAGCUCAAACUCGCCAUGGAAAAAGACAAUACUAAUGUUAUUAAGUCCAAAUGUUCAUACCUGUAUGUACUAGAUGAAAAGGCAGACUGUCCAGGAACACUUAAACGUACAUUGGGCAUACUAUAUGAUACCUUUAAAGUAAAAGAUGAAACCAAUCACCUCAUCAUUGCUGGUGAUGGGGCCACCAUCAAGCUUCUAUUGAACAUAAAAAAAGAAUAUGGGCCAUCUUUAGAUUGGGUCAUACCCUAUUUAGGCGAUUGGCACGUUCUAAAAAACUUCCAAGAAGUUCUAAUGAAAAUAUAUUGGGAUUCUGGUCUAAAAGAAAUAGCAAAGUUAAGUCACAAACACAUUACAUUGAAAAGCUUAUCAGCAUGUUCAAAUUUUAAGAGGACGCAUAGAUUUUUUAUACAAGUGUUUGAAGCUAUUUACAUGUUGCAAUACCAAAGUUUUUUGGAGUACAGGAAAGGGCAGGAAAAUGUAUUUGAUAAUGAGGAUUUCUUGCUACAAGUCAAAAAUCUCGUUUCCUGCUUGCAGUUUGAAAAUGGGGAAAUUUCAGGAAUGAGUGAGUACAGAGAAGCUGUCAAUCAAUUCAAAUGUUCAGAUAUUAUGUCUAGCAUGAAGCAGGAAUUUGAUGAAUAUUGUGACAUGAUGUCCCUGAAACAUACCACAUUCAAAUUUUGGAACCAGUUCUUAAGAAAAGAUUGCCAUUGUUAUAUUUCUUUGUGGAUAGCUAUUCGAAGUGCUAAUUGGGAUCUGAGAUUAGCAUCACUAAAAGAAAUGGUUCCGUUAUUCCAUGCUUUUGAUAGGUUAAAUUAUGCACAACUCAUUCCGUUACAUUUAAAUAUGUUAAAUGGCUUGCCGGAUUACAUUAUUCAAGAUUUUAAGGAUGGUGGUUUUGUAAAUAGUCUUAGUGGAACUCCCUUUUCCUGUGUUGCCUUUGAUGAGGCGCAUGAAAUGACAAUUAAUAAAGAUUGUAAAAUGUCACUUGCUAAAUCUUUGCCCCAGUCACACAGUAUGGAUAGUAUAGCCGCGACAAUCCAGUAUAGAGCGCAGCUUAUCAAUAAUUUAGCAACUCAGCUUGGCAGUCAAAGACGAAGUAUGCUUUACCGUGAUAUGCAGGCAUCAGUAGUAAAAGCAGAAUUUGCAAAUGUUAAAUUGUAUUUUGAUAAAGUAAGCAGUACAAAUAUGUUUACUCCGAAUGAUCAACCAAAUAACUUAAUACAUGUUUUUUCUGGUACAAUAGCAAAUCCUCAACAGGAAAAAAGUCUUUGUAAUUUUAGAGAUAUUGGACAGGAAUCUUAUGAGGCAUACUACAAAGUUCAAAUCCUACAUGAAACCUCAGUAAGCAAACCAGUACGUCGGAAAAUUAAUUUAAAAACUUUUGCCAAAGAUAAAGUACGUCAGCGACGCGUAAGUGAUCUUGAGAAGGAAAAGAAAUUAAUUACUUUAUGUUACAAAAGAACUAUAGCGAUGUCGGAAGAGCAUCAACAGCCAAUAUCUAGUCUAUUACAAUUUGUUCCUGUGCCCAGAGCUAUUUGCUCCCCCGAUGGGCUCCCACGAAAGGGUUCCAAGGCAAUUGUAUAUGAUUUAUUUCAAAAAAGAUACACUAGUCAAUUUCAAAUUAUAACCGACACAUUUUCUCCACCUUUUUCAGAUACGUGUGUAAUUAUUGAGGGUAUGAAUAUCAUUUACAUGUCCCCAUUAAGACAACAACUUUUUAUUGAUUAUGCCAAUUUAAUUGCGUCUAGAUGGAUAACUCCUUACUUUAAAAAAGGGUACAAAGAAGUUCGAAUUUUAUUCGACCAAGCCGGAACACAAGGGGUAUCUCCCAAGGGGAUUGAAAGAAAACGUAGGGAUCAAACUGAUCUAGACAAUGAAACAUUUGAAAAUAUUGACGACAACACUCCUGUUCCCAAAGAUUGGGGUAGUUUCUUAAAAAAUAGAACAAACAAGUAUGCUUUGAUAAGAUUUUUGUCUCGUAAAUUUGUAUCUAUUGCCCAAUCUCAAUUACAAAAUAAUACCCAGUUUUUCAUUACAUCCGGUGGUUUUAAUGUAGGUUUAGAUACGAAUGCAGAAUAUAGUGGGGCUGUUGUGACGAUGCAAGGUAAAGACAGACAUAAUAUUCAACACAAUCAUGAGGAAACAGACACACAAAUAUGGUUACAUGUCUUUGAUACUUCAUGUUCAAAUAUUUUAGUAUAUUCUCUUGAUCGAGAUAUAAGUAUGAUUGGGCUUCCCCUUGAUUUUGGAACUAAAGAGGUAACUGUGCAAUAUUGUGCCAAAGUAGGUAACAACAAAUAUUUGCAGCUCAACAAGUUACAAUCUGCCCUUAAAAAAGAUUCCGACCUUGCUCAAUUAAUAACAAAAGGAAUUGAUAUAACUAAAUGUAUGCAAGUGCUAUAUAUUUGUAGUGGUUGCGAUUUUGUAUCUUUCUUUUCUCACUUUGGAAAGACUAUAUUUUUCAAAGUUUUUUUUCAGUAUGCAAAUUUUAUAACUGGAGAUCUCAGUAACUCUUCACCUGGUCAUUUAAAUGAUACUUCUGUUCCUUCAGAUUAUGAACUGGGUUCGCUGUCAUUUUAUCGUCUUAUUCUAUGUUUGUAUUUUAAUGCCAAUCGGGCUUGUCUAAAUAAGUUUAGUAAUCCAAUUGAACUAUUUGACAGUGUCAGUGGUAAUUCUGCUUUAGAUCAUCACCAUGAAGCUCUUGACCUUGUUAGGAAAGCAUCAUGGAAAGGAGUGUAUGAAGAUGAGUUGAUGCCAUCAAACAGUGCUCUGCAUUUCCACUGGCUGAGAUCUUGUUGGGUCAGUACCGUUUGGGGUCAAGCUCAAACACAGCAGUUUAUGUAUCCUGAUAUCUCAUUGUAUGGGUACAAUGUGUCACAACACUUAGGAGAAAUCCAAGUGGAUAUCAUCUGGGAUACUGAAGAAAAUAUUGACAAAGUUAAAAACAACAUCAUGUAUUUAACCCGUGGAUGUUCAUGUAAAAAAAACAAAUGCAUCACUCGGCAGUGCAAGUGCAGAAAAGCUAACAACGUUUGUGGGCCUGGUUGUAGGUGCAAAAGUUGUGAGAAUAUACCAAAUACAGAUACUUUAGACACUUCCUCAAUUGUCUCAGAUUCAAACAGUGAAUGCAGUGAAUUGAGUGAAAAUGACGAUACCGAUUUAACAUUAGAUUACACUGACAGUGAGGAUUUUUCAGAUGAAGGAAAUGAUGUAUACUUGUCAGAUAUAGAGGACCUUGACAUUGAGGAAUUUGAUUGAAAACUGCCCUUUUCUGCCCUAUUCAAAGGUAUGAAUAUACAGUAUUCAGGUACUUCCAUGUUUUUGCCAAAGAUUUACAAUGGUGCCAGAAGAUUUGUAGAAAAGAUUUUAUAUUAUGUUGUACAUAUUAGUAAACAGUUUGUAACUUUGCCAAAGAAAACUUUUAUAUGUGUAUGUAAACAUUGACAUGUAUGUAAGUGGCAGACAUGUACCUUGAUAUUACACUGAUGAUGUACAUGUGUAAUAACUUUCAGGGCCAGCAUUCCAGUUUUCUCUUUCAUGUACAGCUACCUCACAUAUUAUAUAUGUAAAGAUAUUAUUGUUAAGCUGCACUACCAUAUGCACUUUCCAAAGACUGGAUUGUAUGAUGAUCUCUAAAUGAUUUUGUAUGUUAUUCACCUUGUUACUUACAUCUUGUGUUCUUGCCAAAUAGAUUUCCCCAAGUGGGCUUUCUUCUUUGCAAAGUAUGUGCAACUGAUGUAACCAGUGUUCACUAGAUUUUUUACGUGUUGUACUGAUAUAUGUAAUUUUUCUCAGCAAGUAUUUAUUCACUCCAAAGAACAUGGAGCUUAUGUGACAGUUUCGUAACAUGAAUAUUUAUUUUUUAUUAUGACUUAACAUAUGUUUCUGCAAACUGGGUAUUAUAGAUAAUAUUUUUGAGCACUGAGAUUGUCUUCACAUACCCAAAGCUUAUUUAGAAUACAUGUAUGCAUUUAUUUCAUCUAUCUGUUUUUUUAAAAAGUCAUUAUUUGAUAUACAUGUACCUGUACUAUACAACUGUAAGAAAAUAAGAAGCUAAAGAUAUUCAUUAUAUCAUCAAGGAAAGAAUUGUUAACAUUAUGCACUACCUGAUGAGCCAUUAUCUUUCAAGAGUCAUAUUUUCCUGUUUAAAAAUAUGUUACACCAGUGCAAACUCCAUGCUGCAAGUGUGCCAUCUGUUUGUAUCAAAAACUUGCCAUAUCUAAAUGUAUUUUUUAAGUCUAUGUAUUUUUUGGCACAUGGAAUUGGAUGUUUGAUGUUCAAAACUAAUGGGUACGUAGGUGUUGCUGAAGUAUUCUUGAAACAUUCCUGGUACUUUAUUUGUAUUGUAAAAAUCAUAUUAUCAUUGUUUCUUGCCAAAGAGCUGUAUUUUAGUGUGUGAAAAAUAGUAGCAGUACGUACUCAUGCAGAUGUGCCAUCUUUCUGUUUUCAUUGUGAUCUGUUAUGUACAGUGGAUAUUUCCACCAAUAAAACCUUGUUUUGGAUUUGCAA
Strongylocentrotus purpuratus (purple sea urchin) is the source of this 8405-nucleotide messenger RNA. RefSeq names its product protein TsetseEP. The record is from RefSeq and is a predicted model, not a curated record. Bases 166 to 1893 code for a protein of 575 amino acids. Lineage: Eukaryota; Metazoa; Echinodermata; Echinoidea; Camarodonta; Strongylocentrotidae. The transcript has 4 exons.